Messenger RNA from Penicillium bovifimosum, 1983 nucleotides. RefSeq names its product ribosome biogenesis GTPase LSG1. Gene Ontology annotation, molecular function: GTPase activity; GTP binding. Gene Ontology annotation, cellular component: cytosol. The transcript has 2 exons. Lineage: Eukaryota; Fungi; Ascomycota; Eurotiomycetes; Eurotiales; Aspergillaceae. The record is from RefSeq and is a predicted model, not a curated record. Gene Ontology annotation, biological process: ribosomal subunit export from nucleus. Bases 1 to 1983 code for a protein of 660 amino acids.
AUGGUUUUGGCUAAAUCCAAGAAGUCCGUGGGACUGGGCGCCAGUCUCAUGAACGAUCGGUUCGGAAAGGGCAAAGCAUCGGCUCAGAAGAAGGCCUCUCACAACAAUGCCAUCCAGCGCACAGGCGUCAAUGGCGAAACCUACGUCACCAACGAGGCCAAGGAGGCCUCUUGGGUCAAGAUGCGUAGUAUCACUGAGCAGGCUGCGCUCGACGAGUUCUUGAGCACUGCCGAGUUGGCCGGAACCGACUUUACGGCUGAAAAAAUCAAUAACGUCAAGAUCAUCCACUCCGACCAGAAGAACCCCUUCCUUCUCACACCCACCGAAGAAAGAAAUGCCUAUUUGAAGCAGCAGAAGAAUAAGGACCGCCUCACUGUGCCUCGACGACCACAGUGGGACCAGAACACCACUCGAAAUCAACUUGAGACGAUGGAGAAACAAAGUCUGCUGGAAUGGCGACGAGGAUUGGCAGAGUUGGUGGAGAGUCACGAUUUGCUGAUGACUCCCUUCGAGCGCAAUUUGGAGGUCUGGCGCCAGUUGUGGCGUGUCAUUGAGCGGUCCGAUCUUAUUGUGCAGAUUGUCGAUGCACGAAACCCGCUGCAGUUCCGUUCAGAGGAUUUGGAGAACUACGUCAAGGAGAUUGACCCUCGGAAGAAGAACUUGCUGCUGGUCAACAAGGCAGAUAUGUUGACUCUGAAGCAGAGAGAAGCAUGGGCCCACUAUUUCGAGACCAACAAGAUCAACUUCCGUUUCUUCUCUGCUCACCUCGCCAAGGAAAAGAACGAGGCCCUUCUUGCUUUGCAGGAGCAAGAAAAUGACUCUGAUGACUCUGAUGUUGAAUCCGAUGAUGAACUUGCUCAGUCAACGCAGAAGAUGAACGUCAACGGACACCCCGAGGAAGAUGACGGAUACCAGAAGGAGGACACAACACGGAAGAACUGGAACUGCUCUCUUUUGGCCAACUCCCCGGAGACACUACCGCAAACCGCCGAGGAUGGCGAGGAGCCCAAAAGGAAGACUACCAUCGGCCUGGUCGGAUAUCCCAACGUGGGUAAGUCCAGUACCAUCAACGCCCUUCUCGGCGCAAAGAAGGUCUCCGUCUCCGCCACACCCGGAAAGACAAAGCACUUCCAAACCCUCUAUCUCUCCCCGGAGAUCAUGCUGUGCGAUUGUCCCGGUCUCGUAUUCCCCAACUUCGCCACCACCAAAGCCGAGCUAGUCGUCAACGGCGUGUUGCCCAUCGACCAGCAGCGCGAGUUCACCGGCCCCGCCGGCAUCGUCGCCAAGCGAAUCCCCAAGCACUUCAUCGAGCAAGUCUACGGCGUGAAACUCAGGAUGCGCCCCAUCGAAGAGGGCGGCACCGGAAUCCCCACCGCCAGCGAGAUUCUCCGCGCCUACGCGCGAGCCCGUGGUUUCUCCACCCAGGGUAUGGGCCAGCCCGACGAGUCGCGCGCCGCCCGAUACGUCCUCAAGGACUACGUCAACGGCAAGCUCCUCUGGGUCAACCCACCCCCAGUCGCCGAGGGCGAAACCCCAAUCGAUCCCACCGAGUUCAACGACGAGCUCUACGACGUCAGCCAUCUCCCCGAGCGACGCCGUGCCCAGCUCACACAAGCCCGCAUCGGCAAGCCCGUCGGACCCGACGAGCUCGCUGGUGACCUUAACGCAGAUAUCCCCGGCCCAUCUGCGCCUGCUACUGAGCCCGAGCUCGGCCGCACAUCCCGUAACCUCGACACCGGCUUCUUCGGGUCAGAAACCGGCCCCUCUGCUGGUCGUCUGACCCUCCCCUUCCAGUCCCGCUAUACACAGCAGGGACAGGAGAUGCGCAAGGCGCCUACGGGCCGCAAGGAGCGUAUGAUGGUUGCGCUUGAGCGUGGCGUGGACGUUUCUGAGGUUCGGGGCGGAAAUCCCAAGAAGCAUUUCAAGUCCAAUAAGCGUCAGGCUAAAGGCAAGCGCAACAACCCUGAUUAUGAUGACUACUAA